AUAGAACAGAACUGUACGGAAGCUGUGAGCAGCCAAACCUGACAGAUCUUCCGAAACAGAAAAUGGCAUCUGCGGCAGUGACAAGCGAGAGCCAAGCGUCGGAUGCAGAUCAGCCCAAACUUUCCGAUUUAAUAGACAACGGGUGGAAGCUCUAUGAAGAAGUGGAAAGCACGAACGAGCCGACCUCAUCCCUCCCGGUCCAAGUUAAAAUCAAGCGCGCUGUCUCCAAGUUAGAGGAGGCGACGCGGAUGGUCGCCCAGCUCGACUUGUUCAGUCGAAAUGAAGAGCUGGAGGAAGUCGCCACGGCAGACCUGAAGUACGUGCUGCUGCCCGCUCUCCUGGGCGCACUCACGAUGAAAGAGACAAACCCAUCCAAGCGUCUGGAGCAGGUGCAGAAGGCCAGGGUUUACUUCCUGGACUUCUUAAAACGCUGCAAAGAGUAUAACAUCAUGAAGUUCGAGCUCCCGAAACCAACGCAGAGCCCCGAAGAAAACAGUGAAACAGGGGAGGAUUCGAGCAGCGGGGCUGCUGCCAUGCCCCCUAACCCCCCUGACCUGGUGGCUAUGGCAGUACACAGAAAUGCCAAGAUAGAAAGAUAUAAUCAGAAGAAGGAGACAGAAGCCAAACUGUCAGAGAUCAGAGUGGCAGUGGACAGCGGGCAGGCGGAGGAUGAAGUGGUGCGAGACUUCUACCUGCUGAAUGCACGCAGGUGGGUUACCAUCGCACUGGAGGAGAUCGAGAGCAUCGACCAGGAGGUGCAGAUCCUCAAGAAGAUGGGCUCCCUGAAGAAGGACUCUGCACACUCAUCUAGACAGCAGCAGAGGCCGCCAAUGAAACCAUUCAUUCUCACAAAAGAUGCUGUCCAGGCCAGAGUAUUCGGAGCAGGCUAUCCAAGCCUCCCGACCAUGACUGUGAAUGACUGGUAUGAGCAGCACAGAAGACAAGGAGCUCUCCCAGACCAGGGGAUCCCAAAGAGUGCAGCUGACCUUGAUAACGAGGAGCGUGAGGAGGAGGAGAAAGAGAGACAGAUAGGAAACGAUAAUGAGGAAGCAUUGCAGAGAGCUCGGGACUGGGACAACUGGAAAGACACGCACAGGAGAGGCUGCGGCAACAGGAAGAACAUGGGCUAGCAAUCUCGCUGCCUGCUGGACUCUUAGUGCUACAGAAAUAAACUGCUCCUGCUGGCUUCAUGUGCAGCGGGGAUGAGCGUCUGUUACCUGCAUUUGACACAUAAAUAACCCCGAGCUGCAAACUGAUUGGCCGGUGUUUCAGCUGGGUUGAAGGGGAGGGGUGAGGCUGGGGAUUCAGAAUGCAGAAAUAGCUAUUGAUUAUGUGAAUUGAUUAUUCAGGUCUCAACUUUAAACUGUGAGGGUCACAGAUAUAACAUGCCUGGUUCUUGAUUCUGUUUUCAAAGGCAUCUUUAGUAUAAAUUGGAGAUUUGCCUGUAAGAAUUGCUGAAAAGCACUGCAUAAAAAAAUAUUUAAAAGCUGUCAUUUAAAUUUGAUUCCUUGAGAUGUGCUCCUGUCCUACAAGUAAGCUUGGGACAAAUGCAGUAUUAUACAGUAAUAGCAUAUUUAAGGGCAGAUUGAGGCAUGUUUAGACUGUGACUUUGUUUCCUGCUGUUUUAAGAUUAUUCAGCCAAAUGAAACCUAGACAAAUCCCCUGUGUUUGAGGAAGAUGCAUUAAUGCAUUAGUUAGACCUCCAACUGACCUAAAUAGUGGAGAAUCCAAGUGUCCUCAAUGCUUAAACCAAGAUAGGACACUGGAGUUUUGCAGCAUUUUCACUAAACAGAUGCACAUGGGCUGUCAGAUGUUUGAUUGUUCUGAACUGACCCUUAUAAAAGUUCCACAUUAUAAAAGCAUAGCAAAGUGUAAUAAAGCAUGCAUCGAAUGUGAAACUGGGAAGGAGGGUGAUGUCAUCCCAAUUAAUUAAAAUAAAUAUCUGGAAUUUGUAUUAAUUGAAUGAAAUUAUUAUCCAGUGGUGAGGUGCAGCUAGCCCCUGUAAAAUGAAAUUUGAGUCAAGUGAAUUUCAGCAUGUCCAGCUCUAGAAACAAUUUCUUUAUUUUAUUGCACCAUGCAGCGAGCUGCUAAUGCAGUCACUUCAGAAUUCUUGAGGUAUUCCAGCACAUACUGUAGUCUUUAAAAACGUAAUGUACGUCAACAACAGGCAAGUGGAGCUGGCAGUUUGAGGUUUGGAUUGUAAAAGUGUGUUUAGGGCAUGAGAACCCACUGCUAAAGUUCAUAUGUAUUGACCAUUGUUAAGGUCAAUGAUUGCGUGGCAUUGAAAAAGCCCAGGCACUGCUGUGUCGGCACUGAAGUGAAUGUCGUGGAAUUUGUACCAGUGAGGAUCUGUUAGUAACUAAAAAUCUGCAUCUUGAGUAUCUUCAAGUACAUUCAGUUCAUAGCCACUGAUAAUCUUCAUUGGAAUUGGGUGGAGUUAAAGCCAAAACUUUCUUUUUUUUUUUUUUUUUUUUCUGCAGAAGCUAAGCUACAGAAUUGUGGAUGCUUGUAAGAGUACGAAUUGUUUGAAUUUAUUUUUUGUUGUUUUUUUUUUUUAUAUAAAUAUAUUUAAGGCAGACCUGUGUAGUGUUUUACAAUAUGUUGU
Molecule: messenger RNA, 2605 nt
Organism: Polyodon spathula (Mississippi paddlefish)
Lineage: Eukaryota; Metazoa; Chordata; Actinopteri; Acipenseriformes; Polyodontidae
Product: immunoglobulin-binding protein 1-like
Exons: 6
Coding region: 63-1130 (355 amino acids)
Biological process (GO): regulation of signal transduction; regulation of dephosphorylation
Cellular component (GO): cytosol
Molecular function (GO): protein phosphatase 2A binding
Source: RefSeq, a predicted model, not a curated record